AUGACCCCCGCCGGCAGACGACCUGCAUUGCACGCGCUUCCGGACGACGUUCUCCUUCUCGUCAUCAGCCAUGUCGACGUCCCCGACAUUCUCUCGCUCCGCGCGGUACGUCCCGCUCGCACAUCGCGCCGCUUCUGCGCUAUGAGCAAGUUGCGCUGGGUCUGGUACGACGCGAUCCAGCGGCACGUCGUCCAAAAGGGUCUCCCCAUCCCCGCCGCCACCACCGACCUCAAAGCCCUCACAUCCGAGCACCUUGAGGCCCGCACUGUGCAUGCCUCGCGCUUCCACGCCAACUGGAACGCUCCUCGCCCCGUCACACGCGCCGCCAUCGAGUUCUGUGCCGAAUCGUCGCGCGACCCCGAUGCCGACGGCCCCCACGCGGUCUCGCACGUCGCGUUCCUCCCUGGACACAACGGUCAAUACCUCCUCACCACGGUCGGGAAGACCCUGGCCGCAUGGGAGAUCCCGCUUGGCUCAUCCGAAGCGUAUUGCGUCGCGGAGUGGGUGUCCACGAGGAAGAUCGAGGGGAUGGUGGUGAAUGACGACCCAAAGGGCGAAGUUACGGUGGCGAUCGUGAGCGCGCAUCCGACCGCUGAGGGAGUCGUCGAAUGUCGCUCGCUUUCCUUCGACAAGUUCCGUGGGCGGUUCUAUUGCCGAAUGGAACUACGCGCCCGCCGGGAGGUCGUCUCCCCCCUCCACUACCUGCAUGAUGACUACCUCGUGUUCGGCGACCCGAUGCAUGUCUGCUUCCUCGGGGCACCCACACAUGUGAAGCCGCUCGGUAACGCCGCUUUGUCGGAAAUGACUGACAACCGGGUGCUUGCUGUGAAGGUCAUCAACCGAUAUCUCUUGGUCAUACGACAACGCGCCUUUGAGGUCCUCUUUGCGCCAACCUGGAAAGGCAUGCGCGCGUCCUAUCCUUCACUGGUGUCAGCAAGCGUGUCGAUCGAGAUGGACAUCUCUGCCUCAAACGCCACCAUCGUCUUCCGACAAUCACCAUACGACGCGUCAGAAGACCAACCAGACUGGCCCUCUGAGCCCGUCACGGUGCUCUCUCGGUACUCGGACGACGGCUUCGACACCCUGCACCAGUACGACUUCCUGCCGAAUCCCAUGGCAAAACGCACCGAGCUCGAGAAGGGCGCACCGCCGACCACAAUGGAGUACAUACCCUGCAUCUUCCCCUCGCGCUCGACAACGAUCGUCAGCGUCGCCCCUUCGAGCUGCGACUUCCGCGUCGGCCCCAGCGGCAAGGGCUUCUGGACCGAGACGCGCAACAUCACCCUCCGCCACGCGCGCACGCCCGCGCGCUGCCUCGUCGGCUUCACCGUCCGUCCAGCGACGCCGCGCGACCGGGACCCAAAAGCAUGCAAGGCGCGCCGCGUGGCGCGGCUCGAGCUCUGCAAGGACGCGCUGUACUGGCGCCGGUGCAACAUCCACGAGAUCCUGUGGAAGAAGUACAUGAUGGUGUCGACCGCGUUCGAGGACACUGUGGGGCGUAUCGCGAUUGGGGACGCAAUGGGAAGGGUGGAGGUGCUCGACCUCGCGUGA
Molecule: messenger RNA, 1551 nt
Organism: Epithele typhae
Lineage: Eukaryota; Fungi; Basidiomycota; Agaricomycetes; Polyporales; Epitheliaceae
Exons: 5
Coding region: 1-1551 (516 amino acids)
Molecular function (GO): protein binding
Source: RefSeq, a predicted model, not a curated record